Messenger RNA from Symbiodinium necroappetens, 834 nucleotides. The record is from the annotation of a GenBank genome assembly. NCBI's taxonomy places the organism in Eukaryota, Dinophyceae, Suessiales, Symbiodiniaceae.
AUGACGGCCAAAAAAUCUUCAAGCGUCAAGACAUCGAAGGUACCAAACAGAGAUCGCUCUCGCUACGAAGACCAAUUUGUGAAGACGAAGCUUUGCUCUUUCUAUGAAAAGGGCAAAUGCACACGCGGAGCUCAGUGCACCUUUGCACAUGGAAGCUUCGAGCUACAACAGCUUCCAGAUCUCACCAAGACAUCGCUUUGCCCGGCCUUAAUGCAAUUUGGGGCUUGCGACGAUGACGCUUGCCUCUUUGCGCACGGUGUACAAGAGCUGCGUGCUACGAAGAAGUUCUACAAGACUUCGAUGUGCAAAUUUCACCUGAUGCGACAAUGCCGAAUGGGGGCGGCCUGCCGACAUGCUCACGAUGAGUCAGAGCUCCGCAUGGAUCUCCGUCUCAAGCUGGCAGAGGACCCUUCACUGUCUUCUCUCUGCGAUGGGGCCGAUUCUGUAUACAGGCAAGACUCGUCCAUCUCGUCCGCAUCCUGUCCGCCUAAUACCUUCAGACAGCCGACAGUGGACCUGGAUCAGGAUGAUGUGGAACCCGCGGGAUGGCCGUUGUGGUUGGACAUGUCAGCAGAAUCAGCGAGGCCCGUUGCGUGUCCUCGGCAGUACUUCCAGCCGAGCUGCUUGAUGGAUUUUUCCUGGCAGAAUGAGACAUGCGAGUCACAGAAGGAGUCAUCCCGGCUGUCGCCUCCAUGGGUGUCAGACUUUGCGAUGCCAGCGCACAACGUUCUGGGUGGAUCCUCACAAAAGCAAGCCUUCGAGCUGGACCAAAGAUUUCAUGGACCUCCUGGACUGCCGAGAGGUUCUCUGAUGGACAUCACCAUCAGCCUAUAG